Thalassophryne amazonica is the source of this 1699-nucleotide messenger RNA. RefSeq names its product dynein regulatory complex subunit 4-like. Gene Ontology annotation, biological process: flagellated sperm motility. The record is from RefSeq and is a predicted model, not a curated record. Bases 77 to 1360 code for a protein of 427 amino acids. NCBI's taxonomy places the organism in Eukaryota, Metazoa, Chordata, Actinopteri, Batrachoidiformes, Batrachoididae. The transcript is spliced from 10 exons. Gene Ontology annotation, cellular component: motile cilium; microtubule; Golgi apparatus. Gene Ontology annotation, molecular function: microtubule binding; small GTPase binding.
AAAAAGACGGCGUUGCCAUGACAGCGCGUGCAGCUCUCGAGCAUUGCUAAUUGGAAGCUAAAGGUUCGACUCAACAAUGCCUCCCAAAAAGAAAAGCACAGGAAAGAAGCUGAAUAAGGGGAAGUCUCCUCAAGUUGUUGACACUCUGUCAGUGGAAGAAAUGUCCAAAGAUGAGCUGGAGCAGCACAUUAUUCGCCUGCAGGAGGAGCUGGACAGAGUACAGGAAGAGAAAUCGAACUUCAAGAUGGAGAGAGAUAAAAUCCAGACCAUUUGGGAGAUCUGCAAGAGAAACCAGGAGGAGAUCCAGGCAAAGCUGAGGAACACAAUCAGGGAGAAAGAGGAAGCAGAAGAACGACAUCGAGCAGAUAUCACUAAUUACAAGCUGAAGGUAAAAAAUGUCCUGAGGGAACACUGUGGCACCAUUGCCAAGCAGAAGACAGACGGCGUUGCCUCCAUCUCACUGAUUCAGAGGGAGAACGUCCAGUCAGAGGUUGAUCUACAGAAGGAAACACAUGAUCUGAAGGCAGACUUAAGAAAGAAGGAGUUCUCCAACGAUAACUCCAUCAAAGCACAGAAUCUGAAGCAUGAGCUGGAAUUAUCUCAACUAAGACACCAUUAUGACUCAAGAGCCAGAGAAAUUGAGGCCAAUUUUCGGAAAAAAAUCAACACGAUGAUACAAGAGGACAGCAUCAAGAAAGAAAAUGAGAUAAAAGACAUUGAGAGGAGAGUGGACAGACACAUUGCAGCUCUUAUAGAAGCUCAUGACAGAGCAUUCAGGGAUGCAGAUGAAGAGUUUCAUUCUUCUCAGAGAAUAAUGAGGAGAAAUUACUCUGAAAUGAAGGAAUUGGCAGAAGUGUUCACAUUGAGGUUGAGACGAGUGGACAAAGACAUGAAAGCUGCUUUACAGGAGAACAAGUGUCUGCGUGAGUUGCAGCAGCGAGCUGAGGAGCAACUGCCCGAGCUCCGCCAGCAGCUGGACCAGUACGGCCGGGUUAAAGCCCAGAUCGAGGUGGUCACAGCACAUACAAAGCUUAGAAAACAGGAAAACAAAGAUCUGACUGUGAAGUGUGAACUUCUGCGGGCAGCCUUCAAAAAGGCUCAGAAAGAACGAGACCAUCUUCUGAAGAUGCAUAACGAGGCCAUUGAGGAGGUCCAUGUGGAGAACUGCAUACAGCAGAUGCUGCUGGAACAGAAGAUGGAGGCGUUGACAGAGACCUUGGAGAUGAAGAAAGCGGAGCUCUACACCACGCUCUCCAACAGCGAGGAUCAGGCCGCCGCCAGCACAGCCACGAAAGCACUGGGGGAAAUGUUGGGGUCCACAGAUCAUAAGAUUGAGAUGCUGCAGGACAACUUGGUUUGAGAUUUUGAGGUUAGUUUCUUUGCAGUCUUCCUCAGAGCUUCCUGCUCAGUUCAUGCAGUGGUGUCAUGAUUAAAAUAAACCUGUGAUGUGCAGAAAUACAACAGGCAGCUGCAGACCUGUUAGAGCCAUGCACUAAAGUGCAUUGUGGGUAUGUAGCCCUGUGGAAUCUCAGGUUUCAGAGCGAGCCUGUCUGCUGCAGCACAGAUGUGUUGGAUCAGUCUCCUCCUGCUGAUGAUUUACACACAGAGGUCCAUAUUUAAUGUUGCUCACCGUGAGGAGCGUGAAGGCCGCCUCAUAUUUCUGCAAACGUUUAAUAUUGUUGUUGAUUUUAACAGUUUU